Symbiodinium sp. CCMP2592 is the source of this 420-nucleotide messenger RNA. NCBI's taxonomy places the organism in Eukaryota, Dinophyceae, Suessiales, Symbiodiniaceae. The record is from the annotation of a GenBank genome assembly.
AUGGACCCACACGGAGAUGAUUACUUGCCGCCCACUGGCGAGAUGGACCCUUACGCCAGGAGCAAGGCCCUCCUGACUGGCCUCCUGACCGGGUGCGCCUUCUCCGCCCUGAGCUUCCAACGUCGCCAAGGUCGCAACCUCGCAGGACUUGGGGUGCAGUCCCUGGCGGCUGGCCUGCUAGGAGUGGGGCUGAGCCUCGGCUAUACCAACUGGCAGGCCGUGCAGGUACGCCACCAUGCGCAAGCUCUCGCGCGACUUCAAGAGAACUCCGAGGCCGUGCGCAUGCUACCCAUCGGGAACUUGGCUCCUAUGCUACCGGCCAAGGAGUUCGAUGAGGCAACCGGCCAAAACGCCAAAGCUGCCAGCGAGGCGCUUCUGGAACAGAUCCGGAAGGAGGAGCGGGCAAAGCGAACGAAGUAA